Coniophora puteana RWD-64-598 SS2 is the source of this 1615-nucleotide messenger RNA. RefSeq lists its product as uncharacterized. Lineage: Eukaryota; Fungi; Basidiomycota; Agaricomycetes; Boletales; Coniophoraceae. Bases 11 to 1516 code for a protein of 501 amino acids. The record is from RefSeq and is a predicted model, not a curated record. The transcript has 5 exons.
CGCUCCGGUUAUGCAGCCCCAGACGUUCUUCAGUGAUAACCGCAGCUCCAGCGAGCCCACAACGGUCUACGAUGCACAACGCACCGAGUACACCAGCAUGGAAGAUCUCGGCAUUGCAGAUCUAUCAUGCUACUGUCAACCGGCAUUUAUGGAACUCUGCCGAGACGAGUGCGAUAACACUCGCAGACUUUCCCAGCGCCUCGCGACCGCCCUUUUUACUCACAGCGGAACCCAAUCCCCACACUACGAUUCGCUUCCCGAUAAGAUACAUGCAGAAGGAUGGUCGGACUACGAGCACAUCAGAAACAGAGGCAAGUCUGUUAACCGUGCGCAUAUCCCAACUAUGCCUCCUCAUAAAAAGGCUGACUGGAACACGUUCAUUAUCGCUGGCGCUCUUACCCCUCCAGAUACAACUACCACAACUUCCAACCCUUGUACGCCAGCAGAUUCGUCGGAGCUGCUUUCAUCUCCCGUGUUGGCAGCUUCGGACCCGCCCCUUCCCGCACCGAUGUCACCUUUAUCUCUCCCCGAUUGUACCACCAGCCCCUUCUCCUCCGUCAGCGCGUCUACGCCAUUCACACCAGCGACGUCCCCCGAACACGACCCCACGAGCCCUUCAAGCUGCCACCCAUUGCCGACACAAGACUCCGUCCUCGUCACCUUCAGCCCCCCAGUCCAUCCCUCAGUCCAACUCAUAGAGCUCCCAGCCGCACCCUCAUCUCCCUCGCUCAUCCCUUGCCGACUCCCACGUCGCUGUGCACCUAUACCCUCGCUCACACCCCUGACCGACACCGACACCAUCCCCAAACCUAAACGCCCACGCAACCCCUUCUUCCUCUUCAAAAGCGCAUUGUGUGCCCUGGGUACGCACCCAAAGAAAGGCAACACGCCGGAUAACGUCGCCCGCAUCUGGUACGCCAUGUCGCCCGAUCAGCGCGAGCCGUGGGACGCGCUCGGCGAGAUCGAGCGGCGGAGGUGGGAGGAUGUGCGUGACGCUGCUGGCACGGCGGGGAGGCGUCGGAGGCAGCGGGGCCGGGUUCCGAAGGAGACCAAGGGCGUCGGGAAGCGCAAGAGUGCGGGCGGAGAGGGCUCUAGGAAACGACGCAGCGCGGAUACGGGCCCAAGUGCAGCUUCGAGUGCGAAUUUGAUCGCGACGGUAGCGGCCUCUUCAAGCAGCCGCCAUCCACGACAAAUUCCGGGGGUAACCGGUAGUGACAUCCACUUCGUCAACGACUUGGACUCUACGGCGCCCGCGCUGCCGCUUCCUCUUCCUCCUUCGAACUACGGCUCCCGGCCUCUCCACUUUCAGCACUACGUACUCGACCGCCGUUCUCAUGAAGAGCUGCUCUCGACAGGCUCGGUAUUCUCUGCCCUCCCAAAGCCGACGCAGGUUCAGUCGUUGGGCUCCUACGUGGCGCCGUUUAAUCCGUACGCCACCAACACUAUGCCUUUUUACUAUCCCGACCCCACGUUCUACGAUGCUCAUCUGGAUUUACGCGGCGACAAUUGGAGCUAGCCCAGCACGUCGGCCUGAGGCGCGCUUUUACUUUCUCAUUCUAUACUUAUGCUUAUACUAUCAUGAUUUUAACUUUUCAUACAUAUCUGUUGUAGUAUC